Pseudogymnoascus verrucosus is the source of this 848-nucleotide messenger RNA. It is a transcript of the gene NPC2, whose product is annotated as sterol transporter. The transcript is spliced from 3 exons. Gene Ontology annotation, molecular function: sterol binding. NCBI's taxonomy places the organism in Eukaryota, Fungi, Ascomycota, Leotiomycetes, Thelebolales, Thelebolaceae. Bases 97 to 633 code for a protein of 178 amino acids. The record is from RefSeq and is a predicted model, not a curated record. Gene Ontology annotation, biological process: intracellular sterol transport.
UCUCUCUCUCUCUCUCUCUCUCUCACUUCGCAAACACCUCAUACCGAUACGAUACUAUAAUAGAAGACCAGUGAGCAGAAGCAGAGAAGCGAAACAAUGAAGUUCCUAGCCGUCGUCGCACCCCUCCUCCUCAGCGCCUCGGCGUUGGCGAUCUGGGGUGACAAGCAGCAGCAGUCGUCUCUCAUCCUCGAGGAGGGCGAUAAGAAGAUCCCGGGUGUGUCGCCGUUGGAGCAUUGUUCUGCGGAUUUUGGGGGGGAUAUUCUGACGCUGGAGCAUGUUAAUUUGAAUCCGAAUCCGCCUUUGGCCGGCAAAACCCUAACCAUCGAAGCCAUCGGCACCUUCAAAGAAGACAUCGGCAAAGGCGCCUACGUCGUCCUGCAAGUCAAAUACGGCCUCAUCAAGCUCCUCAGCACCACAGCCGAUCUGUGCGAGCAGAUCAAGGAGGUCGAUAUGGAGUGUCCCAUCAAGGCUGGGGAGACCAAGAUUACCAAGGAGGUUGAUUUGCCGGCGCAGAUUCCACCGGGAAAAUACACAGUCACAGCAGAUGUCUUCACCGAGGAUGACAGGCAGAUUACCUGUCUCUCCGCUACCGUGCAAUUCAAGGGUUCUUUCGGUGCUUUUGAGCUGGUAUAAAUCCCCUCACAGGGAGUUUCUAGGAUUUGGAGCACACAAGCGGGCGACACGACGACGACGAUGAUGGAUGGACUUCUUUUCACACACGAUACAGACACAGACAGAUAGAGAGACUCUGGGAUUUUUGGUGUUUGCGGCGCGACUGUUGGUUUGUUGGCAUAGGUAGCGUUUUUGGCAUGAUUUGAUUAGGACAAUGGCAUUUUGCAUUGAUGCGU